Gadus macrocephalus (Pacific cod) is the source of this 5607-nucleotide messenger RNA. It is a transcript of the gene ankfn1b, whose product is annotated as ankyrin repeat and fibronectin type-III domain-containing protein 1. Lineage: Eukaryota; Metazoa; Chordata; Actinopteri; Gadiformes; Gadidae. The record is from RefSeq and is a predicted model, not a curated record. Gene Ontology annotation, biological process: regulation of establishment of bipolar cell polarity; establishment of mitotic spindle orientation; signal transduction. Bases 1 to 2562 code for a protein of 853 amino acids. Gene Ontology annotation, cellular component: spindle. The transcript has 12 exons.
AUGAGCACGAGUAAACGAGGUUACACUGACACCGAGGUGACUCCUGUCUCCUUUCCUGCCGUCCAUUCAGAACAGUGCAAAGCACCGCCACACGGCAGGAAGCACUCCGUCUCCAAGAGUCUGCGGCACCUCUUCCAGCCCACCACCAAGUUCGUCCGGAACCUCAAGAGGGGACUCUACCUGACAACUAUCUUCUACCGGGACGACAAUGUGUUGGUUACCCCCGACGACCAGAUCCCCGUGGUAGAGGUGGAGGAUGCCUUCUCCUCCUCCCUCAUGCAGGACUUCCUGUGGUUCACCAAGGUUUCCUAUCUCUGGGAGGACACCCUAUGGCUCCAGCAGUGCCUCAGUCCGUCUCAGACGUCCUGCACCCUACAGACCAGGGUGAAGAUGCUACAGGCCGUGUCUCUUCUACAGGGCAUGCUGGGAGUGCAGGACCUGGGCCAGGCGUACUUCGAGCCCAUCAAAGACAAGCAGGGCAACGCGCUGCUGGUGCUGCUGCGGGACAUGAGCGCCGGCCCCGCCCUGGACGGCGUGCACUGGACCCCGCUCUGCAAGCUGCAGCUGCAGCGCAAGUCCAUCUCCUCCCCCGAGGAGCCCACCGCCCUGGACACCCUGCUCAUCACGCUGCACGAGAAGCUGGCGUACCACCGGCGCAGCAGGAAGCAGCUGUCUCCAGGGCUGUACCUGGGCUACCUGAAACUCUGCACCUCCAUGGACCAGAUCAGAGCUCUGGUGCCCCAGAAGCUCCCCAACGUGCUCUGUCACAGCAAGAUCAGAGACAACGCCAAUGUGUCCAGAGAGGAGUGGCAGUGGCUGCGGGCCCUCACCUCCCUGGAGGAGUCUCUGGAGAUGGACGCCGACUCUCAGAGCGCUCCUCACCGCCUCCUGCAGGAGCUCCGCAGCGCUGCCAAGGACCUGCUGGCACACAUCAACAUGCCCGGCAACCAGGCUCAGGACUUCCGGCUCUACACGGAGGAGGUGGUGGAGCUGGGGGUGGAGGUGUCCCUCAUCCUGCUGCUGCCCCCGUCCGACCAGGUGUGCACGGCCCCGGGCCAGAACAACCCCUUCUCCCCCCGCUCCGGCUUCCUCACCCUGCCCCUGCAGAUCUUUGAGCUGGUCCACUUCGGUGCGUACUGUCCGGCCUUCAUCGGUCAGUACUGCAGGGUGUCUGCUCUUCUGGAGCUCGAGUCCCUCAUGUCCCAGCAGGCCUUGCGGGAGGCCUUCUCCGAGAGCGAGCUCCAUGCCGCCAAGCAGAAGCACCAGCAGGUGCAGGAACACGUACAGCACAUGGAGGAGAUUUGGCGUGAGGCCAGGUGGAUCAUGGACGCGCUGCAGUUUGCCCGCUACAAGCAGUCGACCGGGGGCGUCUCGCUGGCCUGGGUCAUCGACUUCAACAACGACGGGGUCCCUGAUAAACCCGUCUCAACCUCCUCCCAACUGGACUACCUGCCCUCCCCGGCCCCUUCGCCAGAACCCUGCCGCAAGCACCCAGACUUCCACGGCCUUUCUGAUGAAGAGGGCUCGUCCGAGGUCUUCCUCACCACCGACAGCGACUACGACUCCAGCCGAGCCCAAAGCCCCCGCGAGCUGGACCUGCUGCCCGCCUCGCCCCUCUCCGCGGCCCCGCCCGAGCCCCGGGGGUACCUCCGCAGUGACGGCAGCAGCUCCGGUGGUGGUGGUGGAGGAGGGGGAGGAGGAGGAGGAGGUGGAGGUGGAGGUGGAGGCGGAGACGCCCUGCGGAUCUCCACCCCUGACGUGCUGCAGGGCUCGGAGUCGGGGCAGUGCGGCGGCGGCGGCGGCGGAGGCGGGGGCUGCGGCGUGGGCGGUCGCGAGGGCCGGCGGCGGGGCUGCGGCCCCGAGCUGUUUGACAGCGACUUCAUCCUGCCCAGCCGCCAGAUCGAGCUGCUGCGCAUCACGGAGAAGCGCCAGGCGUACUGUGUGCGCACCAGCAGCCUGGAGUUCCCCUCGGCCGCCCCCCACCCGAACGCUCAACCCCACCCCCCCGCCUUAUCCCCCGCCCGCUCCCCGCCGCACCGGCGCUGGGCCCGGCCCUCCUCGGUGGACCGAUGCCACGGGACCGAUCGCUCGCCGCGACAGCCCCCUGCCCGGACCCUAUCGGAGGACAGCGGCACGGAGAGGCUUUCGGCGCUGUCCCCGGGGGACCAGCGGAGGGGCUGGCCCGCCACACUCCGCGUCUACCCUCAGUACCCCAGCGGCCUCCCCAAGGACACAAGCGUAAAGCUCCGCGUGACCCCGUGUACCUCGGCGCGGGAGAUAGUUCAGCUGGUCGUCCAGGAGAUGAAGGCGGCCUCGCGUCGCAUGCUGGCCGGCGGCGGCAGCGGCGGGGGCAGCGUGGACCCGGACCAGGGGGGAGGCUCUGCUCCAGAGCAGCUCCAGCUCUUUGGGCUGGUCCUGGCGGUGGAGGGCAGGGAGAAAUGGCUCCAGGACGACUUCUGUCCGCUGGAACUGCAGAACCCCUGGCAGAGGGGCAAGUUGUGCGUUCGCGUCAAGGAGUACUCCCCACUGGCCCCCAAACACAGCCGGGCCACUACCGUUUGAGGACCAAAGGGGAUAGAGACAAGGUUAUGGGGGCUGAGAGACGUCGUUGACCCUGGGCCUUUUGUUUUGUCCAGAACACUUUUUUUUUUUACAGAAAGUGUACAUAUUUUUUGAAAAGAAAGACUCAACCGGAUAAUUAACGGACAAGAGUAAACGGAACAAAUAACAAAGUAUUCUCUUCGGCUGUCGGUAACUUUCUGGAGAUAAAGGAAGCAGGCUGCCCGGGAAGAUUAAUGGAUCACUAAUACGGCAUCUGCUAAGAUUGACACCAACACAUCGGAGCCCUGAAUGCUGCCAAAAUGGCACGGGCUUCCCCCCCCCCCCCCCCCCCCAAAUCCUCGUUCCACGACCGCCCCCAGCCCCCGGCCAACCGCUACCCCCGGCAGCCCUCUGCCAGAGAGACGAGCCUCCUCCAUGAACUCUCUCAUUGUGUGAUUCCCAAAGAGCUGUCCACUGCUGCACAGCCUCCGGCUUCCUGUUCUCAGGAUGUGGGCUCUGUCCUGGGCCAAGAGGACAGAGCAGGGGGAGGCUGGAGGUGGUGGGGGAGACUGGAGGUUUGGGGGGGGGGGGGGGGGGGGGCGGGGAGCAUGGCGUCUCUGCUCGAGGGAUGCAAUCACCCCAACGACUUGGCCCGCUGGCCCAGCACUCAGCCAGGCCACGGAUCUGGCUGGGUCCGAGGCUGCAUGUCUGUAAGAAAGUAAGUUCUAGAGGGAGUGAGGGAGAGAGAGAGGGAGAGAGAGAGAGGGAGAGGGAGACAGAGGGAGAGGGAUAAUGGAGGGGGCUGAAGGGUGGAGGGGGUAUGGAGAUUCAGUUCAAACCUGGCUGACUCUGGGGUCCCCCCCCCCCCCCCCCCCACACACACACACAUACACACACACAUCAUAAUGAACAAACUGUCACAAUCAUCGCAAACCCGUGAAGUCACACCGCACAAAAACCAGCCAGCGUGGAAAAAGAAGAGCAAUACUUUAUGACUUUGUUUAGCGUUUGUCUGGCUGAUGAGGAGACGUCUUAAGUACUGUGGUCAUGCUGUGUCCAUUGUUUCUGGGCAGUUUUUUGUGUUUCCUUAUUGGCAGCAGUUUUCCCGACCCCUCACUUAGGGGUGCCUGUCAGUCUGGGGCUGGCCCUCCAAUUGUUUUUGGUGCAUUUUGAAGCCCAGCAUUUAUGAGCAAUGCUAGUUGAAUAGAAUGUAUGAGCUUUGCUAGCAUUUAUGAACUAAGCAUUCAUCUAGCAUUUACGAGCAAUGCUAGUAGCCUAGCAUUUACGACAGAUGCUAGGAGUCUAGCACCUAUGAGUAAUGCUAGUAGUCUAGCGUUUACGGGCAAUGCUAGUUGCCUAGCAUAUAUCAACAAUGCUAAUAAUCUAGCCUUCAUCAGCAAUGCUAAUACAGGUCAACAGAGUAAAGUUUCCCUUUGUGAGAUCUUCAUCUUUUCAUAAUAUCAUCAAAGCUGCAUUAAAUGUUUAAUAUUAUUAUAGUUUAAUAUUAAGAAUAUUACCAGUGCUACAGAUAUAAUGACUCAGAACUCAAAUUAAUGUUUGGUUUCUUAGUAUAUAUUAAAAGUUUACAAAUGAUUUAAAAAAUGAUUUAAAGAUGACAGUCAACAAAGCACUUUCAUUGCUAUUACUCUGCUAAACAACAUAAGCUUUUAUUUUGAUGAUUGAUCUGCUCAGCUGCCAUUUGAAAACAUUUGAUCCAAGAUGAUAGACAGGAAGUGCCUUAAAUGGACAUCGGCACCUAGGAUCUUUAGAAGACAGUAUCUGUCCUCUCUUUAUCCUUAACUAGCAUCUACAUCACUCGGUUUCCAGUGUUGGCUUAAAGAAACCAAAAGUGUUCUUUUGAGAGAACUUGUACCGCUUAGUUUUGAUUAUUAAUUACUGCGCAGCUUGUGACAAAUCCAAACAUUUGCUUUGGGAGAACUCUGUCGAUAUCAUUUUCUUUUUUAUAAACGGACUGAGCUAGCUUAGCAUCUAGCUUCCCAAACAACAUACGUUACAACGUUGUCAUAGUAGGAUUUGUGUCGUAGCCCUGAGUCGUUUCCGUCAAUUGCCUUUUUUUUGUAUAUAUUUUUGCACUUCUUUAUCAUAGAUAUCAAACAGAAAAUAAAAUUGCAAGAUUAAUCCACAAUAAAUAAAAUGGGGCCCCAACAUGCAGGCUAUGUUGCUGACUUUACCAAUGUAGCAGUGGAACACGCAGGCGCCUAAUAAGCCUAGCCAGUGUGUCCAAUCACAAGGCUGGAAUUCAGUUUGGAGAACCUUGGCGAAAGCCCUCCCCAAAUGUUCUGGAGCAUUCUGUUGUAGGUGUGGCCUGGGAUGCCGUCCAAUCCUGUUGACUGUUGACAUUUUAGUGUUCCUUUCAUUCCGUUAUAAAAGGUAUUGUAAAAGUAAUUUUAAUAUUGAAAUAAUACUUUGUGUUAAUGUGCUGCUACUGUAUAUUUAAACAGUCCCCAUGUAUUAUGGAGCUGGAGAAUUUUUUUUUUGGUUUAACUGUUUGAAUUCUUCCUUAGCGCUUCGACAUCUUCUUUAACCACACUAUUAACAGCCGUUUUAACACAGCCAACUGCGGGGGAAAAAAGGUAUUAAAUACUAAUACACGACAAAAGGACAAACUGGAUCCAGUUUCUUAGACAACCAGGAAGUGAAUGUACUGUAUCUUCUAGAAAUGUGAAAGUCAUAACCCUGGAGGUCAAAGUUCACUAGGGUUAUAGACCCUGUCUGGGUAGCGUUGUCUGGACACAAAUAAAAGUCUGUGUGUGUGUGUGUGUGUGUGUGUGUGUGUGUGUGUGUGUGUGUGUGUGUGUGUGUGUGUGUGUGUGUGUGUGUGUGUGUGUGUGUGUGUGUGUGUGUGUGUGUGUGUGUGUGUGGGGGGGGGUCAUAUAAUGUACUUUUCAGGCAAGAAAAGCAAAAAAAAAAGCAGAGCUACAUCUUUACAAGGAGCUGGUGGUGGUUCCAGCUCACCAAGUCAUGAAGGACUCAUCACGUCACUUUUUCUAAAUCUAUUUUUAUGGAACAAUAAAUGACCAUUAUAAAAUAAAAGCCUUGACUGGU